GGAACAUCGUAUGGCUCUACGUGAUACUAUUCCUAUGUCCCCCCGUGAUGCUGAGCGUCAGUACUGCGCUAGCCAUACACGAAUGGCAGUACAUAAGAGGGUGGCUCCCGAGAGAAUACUGCGCAAAUCUCCGCUAUGCGUCUCAUACUCUCUUCCGAAGGUGUGCGAAACACGAUUAUGACCAACGAGAAUGGUCAAGUUCUGUACAAAACCUCUGCACCUUUCCACUUCGGAGCUCGCACGACCACGCUCUACAAAGUCAUCCCAAAUGCCGGUCCAGAUGAUAUGCGGGACCAUUUGGAGGUCAUAAGGGAGAUUGAAUGGCAUUUGACGGGUUCAUCUGUAAUGCGACUCCAUGGGCAGGAAAUGAUGACAGAUACAUUCAUCCCUCGGCAUGGAAUCAGAGGAAGGUGAUAGACACAUUGUUUUCCGGUGUACAUUGAUAUAGGACUCAUGUUGUUCAAUCUAACCUCACACAGGAGGCGCAUGUUCACGGG
Molecule: messenger RNA, 497 nt
Organism: Pisolithus orientalis
Lineage: Eukaryota; Fungi; Basidiomycota; Agaricomycetes; Boletales; Pisolithaceae
Exons: 3
Coding region: 136-414 (92 amino acids)
Source: RefSeq, a predicted model, not a curated record